Molecule: messenger RNA, 1205 nt
Organism: Callorhinchus milii (elephant shark)
Lineage: Eukaryota; Metazoa; Chordata; Chondrichthyes; Chimaeriformes; Callorhinchidae
Gene: rgs18
Product: regulator of G protein signaling 18
Source: RefSeq, marked provisional
CUUAAACUGUGCAUUUGCUUUUGACAGACCGUGUGAUAUUUUCAGGAUAUAGUAGUUUGCUGAACAGUCAGAGAGCGACAGAGAGAGCUAUGCAAACAGUACUUUUCCUCUUUCCACAGCUAAACCUGUCAGCUCCUAAAGAAGAACCUUACUGUAGGAUAAUGCAACCUGACGUGAAUCAAGUGGAGAGGAGAGAGAUCAAAACCAGACUGAAGAAUAAAAGGAAUCGGCUAAGCCUCCUGUUGCAGAAAGCGGAAUCCAAUGAAAUCUUCAGUCCAUUCCCCAGCAAAUCAGAAAAGCCAAAUUCAUCCUAUGACGAGCCUAUAAAAUGGACCGAAUCUCUAGACAAGCUACUAGGAUAUAAAAAUGGCUUGAAUAUCUUCAGAGCUUUCCUGCAGUCAGAGUACAGUGACGAGAACCUCGAGUUCUGGCUGGCCUGUGAGGAUUACAAGAAAACUAAGUCGCCUGCAAAACGUGCCUCCAAAGCCAAGAAGAUCUACUCUGAAUUCAUAGAAACAGAUGCCGCUAAAGAGGUGAAUGUUGAUUUUCAUACCAAAGAGGUGACUAAGAAGAGUAUUUCGCAACCCACGCUCUCCUGUUUCGACUCUGCACAGAAAACAGUGUACAACCUGAUGGAGAAGGACUCUUAUCCCAGAUUCCUUAGAUCUGAGCUAUACCUGAAGUUGUUAAAGCAGGUGCAAUUUGGCAGCCUCGCUCCCAGACAGCGAUCCCAAUCCUUCACAUCAUCAACAAGUCUCCUCGAGACCCAGACAGACUUCACCAUCUGGCUUUAAAAGAAUGGAAAUAUAAGAACGGACCUUAUUUAUGGCUGUGUCCCUGUGGACUCUUUUAGUGUUGAGCACAGUUUCCCAAAUAAAGUAUUUUUCACUUGCAGAUGAACGUUCAGGAGCUGAGUUAUAUGCUGGAUCGAAAAGACAUUUUUAAGCCUACAAUCAAAUCUGUAUGAUAUAUAAACUUUAAAUUAACCUAGUUGAUGAGGCUUUGCCGUUUUAACCUGUUGUAAAUGAAAACCUCUGUAUGUAUAAGUUAUUGUGUUUUGUCAUAUUUAAUAUUGAUGUACUUGUACCGCUUCAUAUUUGUGGAUCCAGUUUUUUUCAUGAUACAAGUCUAACUUGCAUUGCCCUCAGGAGAGAAUCAAUACUUUAGUUUCAUUUAUUUUUCAAUAAACAGCAAGAACAUUUUUG